Bombus huntii is the source of this 813-nucleotide messenger RNA. RefSeq names its product soma ferritin-like. The record is from RefSeq and is a predicted model, not a curated record. Gene Ontology annotation, biological process: iron ion transport; intracellular iron ion homeostasis. The coding region runs from base 78 to 647 and encodes 189 amino acids. The transcript has 3 exons. Gene Ontology annotation, cellular component: cytoplasm. Gene Ontology annotation, molecular function: ferrous iron binding; ferric iron binding. NCBI's taxonomy places the organism in Eukaryota, Metazoa, Arthropoda, Insecta, Hymenoptera, Apidae.
GCUUGCGUGUGCCACAACUGCGCAUCAUUUGCUCGCAGUCGGUACAUCGUGAAGGUCCGCGAAAUUAGUGUUAUUAUAUGGUGCCUUUAUAUUUGCGCUCUACUUUGACGAAAUUAACUACAAUGAAGUCGAACAUCAUGGAUCUAGUUAGACAAAAUUUUCACAAAGACUGUGAGCAAGCGAUUAAUAACCAAAUCAAUUUGGAAUUGUUCUCGAGUUACGUCUAUCUGUCUAUGGCAUAUUACUUCGAUAGAUGCGACGUAGCUUUACCAGGGCAUUAUACGUAUUUCAAAAAAGCUUCAGACGAAGAAAGAGAACACGCCAUGAAAUUUAUGACUUAUCAAAACAAGAGAGGUGGCAGCAUCACUUUGGCACCUAUUGAAAACCCGCCAAAAAAUGACUGGAUCAGCGCUCAUGACGCUAUGACGGAAGCAUUGAAGCUAGAGAGACAAGUUAAUGAGAGUCUUCUCCAAAUACACGCCUUAGCGACUCGACACAACGAUCCAAACUUGUUAGAUUUCCUUGAAACUGAGUAUCUGAAAGAACAAGUAGACUCCAUCAAUGAACUUGCCAACCACAUAACAAAAUUAGAAAGAGUUGGCGAUGGUGUAGGAGUACAUAUCAUCGACCAAGAACUUGGGGGAUAAAACGCCCUUUUAAAAAUUUAACACUAUUAUUGUAGUAAAAACGUCAACAUACUAUGCAUGGACAGAGAAUGAGCAAAAAAUUGUACAUUACACAAUACUAAUGUGAGAAAUAAAUACAGUAUUUUAAUUUCUAUUGCUAAAAUAAAUAUAUAUGAACUUGUAUAAU